UGUCCUCUUCGGCCCCUGUAGUGAAUAUUGGGGGGACCUUUGGACCGGUCCCCCUGUUGCCAGAGGAGCGCUCCUGGCUACAGCUGAGCCACGAUGGCCACGUCUCCCGUGAAAGAGUUCCUGGUUUCCUAUUUAAUGCCAGAAAAAUGUUAUGAGGAGAUUUUCGUGAAGUUCCACAUGCACGUGCCUUGCCUAAAGUUUUUACUGAACAAAACUUUCGGAUUUUGGAUCUUACUGGACACUUUCCUAGCUCAGCCUCCUCAGCUGUUGAAGAUACUGUGGAGAAGAAGUGCAGCGGGCCUAAAUCUGACCUCCGCCCUCCUGCAGCUUUAUGCCUUAUCAUGUCCUGUGGUGUACGCUGUGGCCAACAACUUUCCACUCUUUGCCUGGGGUGAGAGGCUCUUCACAUUGGCCCAGACAGCAGCCAUUGUCUUCCUCAUCCUGCAUUAUCGUGGCGAUACCCUCACAGGGCUGCUGGUCCUCAUGGCUUACAGUGGCGUAAUGUUCCUUCUGGGCUCUUAUGCAGCUGUAGCAGUCGUCUCAUGGAUGCAGGCCUCCAGCUUGACAGCUUUAAUUGCAAGCAAGGGUCUCCAGGCUGGAACUAACUACUGUAAUGGCCACACAGGCCAGUUGUCCACUCUGUCUGUGUUACUAUCGUGGGGAGGGUCUCUGGGUGUUCUCUUUGUGUCUCUACAGGAGACGGGAAGCUCAUUUGCUACUCUGUCACACAUUCUGUCAGCCUGUCUCAGCUGUGUCCUCCUGGUCCAGGUCCUCUGCUACAGGAGCAGCACCGCCACCACUAAAAAGAAGAGCGAGUAGAUGGUGGAGGACUGUGACAAAUGAACACUCACAUUAUUUGCAAAUCCUUCUGGUCAUUCAAGAAAUGUUUUGCACUAAACUAGCAGAAAAUGUUUACAUGGUCUUCUUGUACAAAUACGCCUGUGUGCUACAGUCUUAACAAGUCGUGCUGUGUUUUUGUGUAAAUUUGAACCCUCAAUGUCAUGCUUUUCAUAAUUUUCUACAUUUUGGUUUUCAUUUCUGCAGUUAGUUUCCUGUAAUUUUAAGGGAGGGAAUAAAAAAGGUUUUGUCACCCUCUAGUGAGUCAAAUAGGAAUGACUUUACUCUCAGAGGUGACACAGCUUUCAAUGGGCCUUUUUUUUUUUUACAGAAGACAAUGAAGAAGCGUCACAGUAGGAAAAGCACAGGUGUAAACAAUACAGUUAACGGUGGCUGAAUUCCAUUUAGCUGCUUUUGUUUCAGGGUUGCUGUGCAUGCUGGUUCACUGUCACACACUCACUUGAAUACAACAGAGUCAUCGUCACACCUGUGCUUUUCCUAGUAGGACAAGUCAAAAUGUCUGCUGUAAAAAAAAGACUGGUGGCAUCUGAAGGUGACUGUCAAAAUAAAACAGUCAGUUCUUGAGUGUAUUCAAAGUCUCUCCGUAGCUCUAUUGACGGUUAGUCAAGCCAUUUUUUUGGGUUUACUAAAAUUGAAGAAGUGAAAGCUUUUCAUCUCAAGUACACAUCAUCCAGUAAGGCGGUAAGUCACAAGAAUGUCACCAGUUUGGGCAAUUUCUAAAGCACAUACAGGGUUUUGAACUGGGGAAGGAGUGAGUCACAUGAGUAAACACAAGCGUUGGUCAGAUUAGGUCAUUUCACAGAUCUGUUCCUCCUGUGGUUGAAGGAACAUCCCUUUGAUAAUGCUUUCAUUUCCUGUUAGACUGGGAAAAUGUUCACGUUGGCCCCAUCAUGUUAAUUCCAGUUGGACUAAUUUUGUGGUAGCCUCUAGUUUUUUUUUUUUUUUUUGGCAUUACAUAAUAUGAUGAAAUAUUUAUCUUAUAACCCUUUUAAAAAUAUAUGUAGAAAAAAAGUCACUGUUUAGUGAACUUUAGUCUUUAUUUUCUCUUUAUUAACUCAGUGCCCAGGUUUCUAUGCCCCUUUUUUAACAUUUUUUAUCCAGCUUUACCGAGCAUGACUGCAAAAUGUCCAGUACUGGUACAGCCUGUAGUGUACCUGUGGUGUUGACUACUUUGCAGCUCACUGAAGCAGCAGGAAGUUGUUUUGCUUGAGGUUUUUUUUUUUAGGGAUGACUGUUAGUAAUUUCUCUGCUCAGUUUUUUCCUGCCGGACUGAUGGAUUGAACUUGAAGUCACAAUAAGGUAAAUUAGUUGAAAGAUUCAUGAAAGAGUACUAUGGUAGCUCCAGUAAAUCAUGUUAAAGAUGAUGAUUAUAUUAUAUAAUUGUUUACAUGCAUAUAGAAUGUGGAAUAUACCGUAACCUGCUCAUAUUUUGAGAGUACCAAUUUUGGGUGUCAGCACCUUUUCACUGACGCCACCGUGAACAGUAUGUCCAGUGUUGCUCAGUAACACUCCAGACAUUUGCAGGAGCUCUGCCAAGACACACUGAACGAAGUGCCUGUGCCAGCACAUGAGCGCCAAUGACAUAUUAAACUUGUUUUUGCUAGUUACUUGUUUGUUUCCAUCCAACUGAACACAGAAAAACUACUGAUUGAAUGAAGUGAGUGAAUUAUUGUC
Messenger RNA from Morone saxatilis (striped sea-bass), 2532 nucleotides. Its product is annotated as mannose-P-dolichol utilization defect 1 protein-like. Lineage: Eukaryota; Metazoa; Chordata; Actinopteri; Moronidae. The record is from RefSeq and is a predicted model, not a curated record. The transcript has 7 exons. Bases 94 to 819 code for a protein of 241 amino acids. Gene Ontology annotation, biological process: oligosaccharide biosynthetic process.